Messenger RNA from Uloborus diversus, 1306 nucleotides. RefSeq names its product cysteine and histidine-rich domain-containing protein 1-like (gene mora). Lineage: Eukaryota; Metazoa; Arthropoda; Arachnida; Araneae; Uloboridae. The transcript is spliced from 10 exons. The record is from RefSeq and is a predicted model, not a curated record. The coding region runs from base 161 to 1147 and encodes 328 amino acids.
GAGAUCGAGAAAGUGUGUCGAAAAUUUUUAGCUCUAUCGGCAGCGUAAUUUUUUUAUUUAUUUUGGUUCUAAUAAAAUCGUUGAUGUUUACGAUUGUGAAAGUACACCUUAAGGAACUUUGAAAUCGGAAUCUGAAGUUACUAGUUAAAGAACUGCGGUGAUGACUUCUGAGAGUGCAAAGCAACUUCAAUGCUAUAAUAGAUCCUGUGGUCAAGUGUUUGAUCCUGAUAAAAAUACUCCUGAAUCAUGUUUGCAUCAUGUUGGUAUACCUGUUUUUCAUGAUGCGUAUAAAAAGUGGUCUUGCUGCGAGAAGAAAACUACCGAUUUUACUGAAUUUUUAAAUAUCAAAGGCUGUACAAGAUCUUAUCAUAGCAAUGUAAAGCCUCCUGAACCCCCAAAACCUGCAAAGGAGAAAUGUGAAGAACAGAUGAACUCAAUUCCAAAGCCACUGGAACAGAAAGAAAUUGUAGUGAGGCCUGAUGUUAAUCUACCCACUGUUAUACUUCCUUUUUCCAUUGGUGCAUCUUUAAAACCAAUGCUAGAGAAAGUUCAGAAGGAAAUAGUGCAAGAAAUAGGCGAUGAAAAUGAUGCUGUGAUCAAGAUAAAUACCCCUUGCCAUAACAAAGGUUGUCGACAGGUGUACAAAGGUGAACACAGCAACUCUGAAACAUGUUUGCAUCAUUCUGGAAUACCAAUUUUUCAUGAAGGAAUGAAAUACUGGUCAUGCUGUGUUAAAAGGACUACGGACUUCGAUAGCUUCCUUGAGCAGAUUGGAUGCACGACUGGAAAGCAUAAAUGGGUGAAAGAUAAGAAUGUUGAAAAUGUCACAAAAUGCAGGUAUGAUUGGCAUCAAACUGGCAAUUCUGUUGUCAUUUCCGUGUAUUCUAAAUGCCCGUUGCCAGAAUUAUCCUUUGUAAAGGCAAACCCUGUGAAAUUACAAAUUCAUAUAGUAUUUGGAAAAGAAAAGAACAUAUUCGAUGAAGAAAUAGUUUUAUUUGGAAUCAUCGAUGUCGAGAAUUGCUCCGUCAACUACUUGGGCAGCAAAGUAGAAAUAAAAUUGAAAAAGUCUGAACUUGUUGCAUGGAAAGAUCUCCCUCUGAAAGAUAAAAUUGCAAACUUUAAAAAUAUGACACUCCAUGAUAAAUGACACUGAUAUUAGGCAUACAUUGGAAUUUUUUGCAUCCAAUCAUCUGUAUUUUGUUUUAAUGUUUGUUAAGUUUUAUUUCAAAAAGGAAAAAAAAAAUACUUAAUUUAUUGAAAACAUUUUUAAUGGCAAUCUUGUUACUUUUUCAAUAAAUGUUUUGGA